Molecule: messenger RNA, 1842 nt
Organism: Exophiala dermatitidis NIH/UT8656
Lineage: Eukaryota; Fungi; Ascomycota; Eurotiomycetes; Chaetothyriales; Herpotrichiellaceae
Product: alpha-1,6-mannosyltransferase
Exons: 3
Coding region: 1-1842 (613 amino acids)
Biological process (GO): protein N-linked glycosylation
Cellular component (GO): endoplasmic reticulum membrane
Molecular function (GO): alpha-1,6-mannosyltransferase activity
Source: RefSeq, a predicted model, not a curated record
AUGUCUAGUCGUGAAGCAUGGCAGCUCUCAUAUAUUUUGUUUCCAGCGCUAGUGCUUGUGCACCUCUACAUCUCUCCAUAUACGAAAGUGGAAGAGUCGUUCAAUAUCCAAGCCAUCCAUGACAUCCUCAAAUAUGGUGUUCCAACACACAAUGUCUACCUCAAACUCAAAGCACAGUAUGACCAUAUGACCUUCCGCGGGGCAGUGCCCAGAACUUUCAUCGGUGCCCUUGUCGUCGCCACAGCAGCGCAGCCGAUCGUCUGGAUGUGGCCUGGCCAACUCGAUGGAGAGCAACAGCAAAUGCUGGUGCGAGCUCUCUUGGGUCUAUUCAACGCGGCAGCCCUCAUCAGUUAUGCCUCUGGUGUGAGGAGAGCAUACGGCAAGCUCACUGCAGCAUGGUACACGGCGCUACAGGCCAGUCAAUUCCAUCUGCUAUAUUACUCAUCUCGGACUCUUCCGAACAUGUUCGCUUUUGGUAUCAGUACAUUUGCUCUACGAUUCCUCCUACCAAGCCACUCAACUCCGGAACUGCAGGCCAAGCACGCCCGAUUGGCAUUAUAUCUCCUGACGCUGGCGACGGUGAUUUUCCGCUCCGAACUUGCGUUGUUGCUUGGCUCGCAGUGUCUGUACAUGCUGUGGAAGACGCGCAGCGUAGCCUCGGCCAUGGCUUUGAUUCGAAGAGUCUUCCUCCCGGCCAUUGUGGCCGCCACCAUUGCAGGUCUGCUUCUGACCGUCGCCAUCGACACCUACUUCUGGCAAUCCCCGCGUCUAUUGUGGCCUGAACUCGCUGCAUUUUUGUCCAAUGUGUUCCCUUCGCAAGACAGUCUGGGCGCAUCAGCCUGGGGCACGGCCCCGUGGCACUGGUACUUCACGUCUGCUCUACCACGACUUCUGUCCAACCCAGUAUUGCUGUUGAUUCUGCCCCUUUUUAUGAUUGCCCCAACCGCACUACGUCCUCAACUGGCCGACCUGAUAAUCCCGUCCCUGGGAUAUAUCUGUCUCUAUUCAUUUCUACCGCACAAAGAGACGAGGUUCUUGUUCCCCGUCGUUCCACCCAUUGCGGCGGCCGCUGCUCUCUGCGCGAAUUACAUGUUCGUGCGGAGAGGGCGGUCUCUUUUCUUCCGCCUCAGCACCUAUCUACUAGUGCUCAGCACGGCCAUGGCAGCCAUCUUCUCCCACGGUGUGCUUCUGCCGCUGUCUGCGCAAACGUACCCGGCCGCCCAUGCCCUGAAGUCACUACACUCUCUAACUCUCAACUAUGGCCCACAGCCCGUCAUCCGUGUCCAUCUCACCAAUCUGGCUCUACAGACCGGAGUGACGCGAUUCUUGGAAUCGCCGCCCCCACAUAUCGCCAAUCGUCCCGUCUUCACACUCCCAGGCUCCGCUGACGGGCGUAAGCCGACCAUCACCUCGACACGGCCGACGGCGUGGAUCUACGACAAGUCCGAUAACAGCAGCUCGGAGUUUCUCUCGCCGGAUUUCUGGUCUCAAUUUGACUAUGUCGUCGUCGAGGAUCCCGAGGUCCCUGUCGGCGGUGUGUGGGAUGUGGUCGACAAAGUGCCCGCUCUCGGGAGACCUAAACUCUUGAAUCCCUCCACGGGACGUGGCUUACUGGUCUUGGGUCCGCCACAGAAAAGGAGGGAGGAUGAUGGCCUGUCCCGUCUCGCGGAGGCAAUGUACGGAAACGUGGGCAAGUGGGUGUAUGGCGUACUGCAUGAUCUGAUACGAGAAGGAUUUGGCGCCGAAUUCGUGUUCGACUCAGGCUGGAGCUGGACCAAGGGUUGGUGGCUGCAUUGGGGAUUGGAGCCGAAAUUGUAUAUUCUCAAAAAGGCGAGAGGUUAG